This is a messenger RNA of Colossoma macropomum (tambaqui), 4539 nucleotides long. It is a transcript of the gene pde11a, whose product is annotated as phosphodiesterase 11a. Lineage: Eukaryota; Metazoa; Chordata; Actinopteri; Characiformes; Serrasalmidae. Gene Ontology annotation, biological process: signal transduction. Gene Ontology annotation, molecular function: protein binding; 3',5'-cyclic-nucleotide phosphodiesterase activity. The transcript is spliced from 20 exons. The record is from RefSeq and is a predicted model, not a curated record. Bases 275 to 2986 code for a protein of 903 amino acids.
CACAGCGUGGGAAGGCUGGGAGGGAAAGAGAAAAGCACAAAAGAGGUGCAGAGGCAUUUCGUGCCAGGUCAGAACGCAUCUGACCCAAGCGGUUGCUGAAGUUGUAUGGAGGGGGCUGGUGGGCUGGGAUCAGGCUACUUCACGCCGAAGACGGACUAGAGAAAGUUGGAGGCUGCCUGAGCCGCAUUUCUCGCGUUGCUCGCAGCGCUGGAGACUCGCUCGCUCCAGCCCCGGCGCCGUCUCUCCUCCGGCUUCCUCAGAGAGGACCGUAAACAUGGCAGUGUCCAACAUGGUCUUUUCUGACGUUGAAACUUUUCUUGAUAACCACCCCGAGCUGUUCGAGGACUACCUGAUCAGGAAAGGGAAGUACAGCAUGGUGGAGAAAUGGCUCAAAAACCACCAGGCGAGUAAAAGCACCGGGAAUGCCAGCGCGGAGCCGGACAAGCCGAGCGCGUGCAAGGACAGCUGGGCGAGUAAAGGCGACGGGCUCCAGAGGCGUGCGUCGCAGAAAGAGCUGCGCAAAACUUUCGCCAGGUCCAAAGCCGUGAACGCCAACAGGACGUACGACGAGCACGUCAACUCGCGGGCUCAGGAGCCGCUGACCAGCAUGCGGAGGCGCGCGCUGCUCAGGAAAGCCAGCUCGCUGCCUCCGACCACGGCGCACAUCCUGUCCGCGCUGCUCGAGUCCCGGGUCAACAUCCCACAGUACCCGUCCACUGCCGUGGACUUCAAGUAUUACCUCAAAGAGCACAACGAGAGGGAGUUCUUCCUGGAGCUGGUCAAAGACAUUUCCAACGACCUGGACCUGACGAGUCUGAGCUACAAGAUCCUGGUGUUUGUGUGCAUCAUGGUCGAUGCCGACCGCUGCUCCCUGUUCUUGGUGGAGGGGACGGCCAACAAAAAGACUCUCGUUUCCAAAUUCUUUGACGUGCACGCCGGGACCACCGUGCUGCCCUCCCUCAGUAACUCCGACGAAGUCCAGGUUCCGUGGGGUAAAGGGAUUAUAGGCUAUGUGGCUGAGCACGGAGAGACUGUUAACAUCCCCGACGCGUAUCAGGACCAUCGUUUCAGUGAUGAAAUUGACAAGCUGACGGGUUAUAAAACCAAGUCUCUGCUGUGCAUGCCUAUUCGGAACAGUGAUGGAGAGAUAAUAGGAGUCGCACAGGCUAUCAACAAGAGUCCCAGCGGAGCACUCUUCACUGAGGAUGAUGAGAAGGUGUUGCAAAUGUACCUGCCUUUCUGUGGAAUCGCCAUUUCCAAUGCUCAACUCUUCGCUGCGUCCAGAAAGGAGUAUGACCGGAGCAGGGCUCUGUUGGAGGUGGUGAAUGAUUUGUUUGAGGAGCAGACAGAUCUGGAGAAGAUUGUGAGGAAGAUAAUGCAUCGUGCUCAAACCCUGCUUAAGUGUGAACGCUGCUCUGUACAGCUACUGGAGGACAUUGAGUCUCCGGUUGUGAAGUUCACUAAGUCCUUUGAGUUGCUGUCACCAAAGUGCAGUGCAGACACUGAGAACAGUUUUAAGGACAGCAUGGAAAAGUCCUCAUACUCUGACUGGCUGAUCAACAACAGUAUAGCAGAGCUGGUGGCCUCCACUGGCCUGCCGGUCAACAUUAGCGAUGCCUACCAGGACCCUCGCUUCGAUGCUGAGGCAGAUCAGUUCUCUGGCUUCCACAUCCGCUCAGUCCUGUGUGUGCCCAUUUGGAACAGCAACCAUCAGAUUAUUGGUGUGGCACAGGUCCUGAACAGGUUGGAUGGGAAACCAUUUGAUGAUGCAGAUCAAAGACUGUUUGAGGCGUUUGUGAUAUUCUGUGGGUUAGGGAUCAAUAACACUAUAAUGUACGAUCAGGUGAAGAAAUCCUGGGCCAAACAGUCGGUCGCACUGGAUGUGCUGUCGUACCAUGCCACCUGCUCCAAGACAGAGGUGGACAAGUUUAAGGCAGCUAAUAUCCCUCUGGUGUGUGAGUUGGGCAUUGAUAAGCUAUCCUUUGAUGACUUCUCUCUGGAUGUGGAUGCCAUGAUAACUGCUGCCCUGCGCAUGUUCAUGGAACUUGGGAUGCUGCAGAAAUUUAAGAUAGACUAUGAGACUCUGUGUAGGUGGCUGCUGACUGUAAGGAAGAACUACCGUAUGGUUCUGUACCAUAACUGGAGGCACGCGUUCAACGUCUGCCAGUGCAUGUUUGCCAUGCUUACUACGGCAGGAUUCCAAGAGACACUGUCGGAGUUGGAGAUUCUGGCUCUAAUAGUGGGCUGUGUGUGCCAUGAUCUGGAUCACAGAGGAACCAACAAUGCCUUCCAAGCCAAGACGGGUUCUGCGCUGUCUCUUCUUUAUGGGACCUCAGCCACACUGGAGCAUCACCACUUCAACCACGCCGUCAUGAUCCUGCAGAGUGAAGGCCAUAAUAUCUUCUCCAACUUGUCAUCAAGGGACUAUGGAGACCUGAUGCAGCUGUUGAAACAAUCCAUCCUGGCUACAGACCUCACACUCUACUUUGAAAACAGAAGCAGUUUCUUUGAGCUGGUCAAUAAAGGAGACUACAACUGGAACGUUAAAGAACACAGAGAUAUGUUCAGGUCAAUGUUGAUGACAGCAUGUGAUUUAGGAGCCGUGACCAAGCCGUGGGAGAUCUCUCGCAAGGUAGCAGAACUGGUCACCAGUGAGUUCUUUGAGCAGGGUGACAGAGAGAGAUCCGAGCUGAAGCUGACUCCUUCUGCCAUCUUUGACCGAAACCGGAAGGAUGAAUUACCAAGUUUACAGCUGGAAUGGAUCGAUGGUAUCUGUUCUCCACUGUAUGAGACUCUUGCCAGAUUGAAUCCUAAACUCCAGCCGAUGGUUGACAUGAUCCAGGCCAACCGCGCUAAGUGGGACGAGCUCCAUCAGAAGAGGCAGCGCAGCCAAGAACUGGUGAAUCCUGACAUUCCCUGCGAGGGCUUGAGCGGCUGCACCUGUUUGGGCUCUAGUGACAGUGACGCCCCAAAACCAGCCAGUUAGCUCUCGUCUCACCGCCUCUGCCCUUUGACCUGUAACCCAACCGCAGCGCUGUGCAUGUGGGGCGUUUUGGCUCUGCUGUGAGCUUCCAGCCUCUGGAGCACUUAGGGGGCUUUGAUCCCACUGCGCCCCCUCCAGGGUGCAUGUAUGAACUCUCUCUCCACUGUGAGGGAGAACUUUCAGGCAGCUGUGACUGAUCCUUUCUGUUUGGCUGCAGUGCGACUCCUGCACGCUUAGCUAGCACUGGUUUUCUCAACCCAGAGGAGUGGCUGAGAUAUGUUCUAGACUCAGGAAGAGACAGUGUCUUUAGAGCUAGGAUGCAAACAUAAACGCUACAUUGUAUCAGCAGGCCUGUUGUGUUCGGUAGCUCUAUUGCUAGGAUUGAGUAUCGCCACUGUUUAAACAAGUAUAUUGUCAUUGUGUAGUUUCUUAAUGUUGCUUUGAUCAUGUUAAAUCAAGACAUUUUCAGGGGUGCGUGUUUGGGGGCUUCAUCUGUUUUCUAUUGUACAUAUUUAAUUUGAGGUAAUGAGAUAUGAGAGAGUACUGCAUAGUAUGAGUUUUGAUGUUGGGUUUGGCUCUGUUUCUCAGCUGAUGUAAUUACUACUGGAUCAGGGGUUUGCUGAGUGUCAAGGCUCGUGGCAAUGCUUGCAAUGCAAAUACAAUACAGUGCUGCUCUUUGUGCCUUGGUUAAAAAUCCUUCAUAAAAGAUGCAUGCAGUCCUCUUCCAGCUUCAUAAUUAUCUAGAAACUAUGUUGUAUAUCAUUAAGAGUUGUGCAGCCGGUAUGAUGUCUUAAACUCCCUCUGGAUUUGUGAUGUUGCUGCUUGUGCCUGUUUUGGCUCCAUUAAUUAACUCAGGCGUGGUGCGAAGAGGUCCACGCAUUACCAUAGAACAUUUACAUUAGCUCGCUCAUCUAUAUUCACACCUUACCUUAUUAGGUUUGAUCCAAGCAUUAGUCAUACUACUUUGCAAACUGAGGUAUAGAAUUAUCCUUUUGUUUAUUGAGUUUUUAUUAGGCUUUUGUGUAGGCUAAACCGCAACCAUAUUAUUGUCAUGAGCCCAGUCUGAUAUACAGAAAGUACAUGUGCCUUUGUAAAGACUACCAAACUACAGAAGAGUUUAUCUUACACAUAAAACUGUUUUUAAUUCAAACCAAGCGAUAUCAGAAUUAUUGAAAUAUUUAGCCUAUUUAGUAUGAACCUGCUUUGACUCUUUCUCUAUAUGACUAGUGGAGAUUUAACAACAUGGACAGUUUUGCAGCUUCUUUCUUACAGAGAUCAUAAAUCUAGCAGUACUACUGUCAGAGAAGAGGUGGGAUGUAGUGUGAAGAGCUUAUUACUGCUACAGUUUCCGCCUCCACGUUCCUGAUCACAUACAUAAGCUCAAAGAAAGGAAAGGGGGAAAAAAGAGUAAGCACAAACUUUACUAUGGAAUCCGCCAAACAAACUGGGCUAACCAAAAAUAAGUAAGAGCCAAAUAACUGAUCUUUAAACCUACAGAGUUCAAUAUCGCUAGCUGCUAUGUGAAGCUUCUCUGCUGCCCUUCAUGCCCGCUGCCA